Andrographis paniculata is the source of this 1552-nucleotide messenger RNA. RefSeq names its product cell division control protein 2 homolog A-like. Gene Ontology annotation, cellular component: cyclin-dependent protein kinase holoenzyme complex; nucleus; cytoplasm. The coding region runs from base 79 to 1035 and encodes 318 amino acids. Gene Ontology annotation, molecular function: cyclin binding; ATP binding; cyclin-dependent protein serine/threonine kinase activity. NCBI's taxonomy places the organism in Eukaryota, Viridiplantae, Streptophyta, Magnoliopsida, Lamiales, Acanthaceae. Gene Ontology annotation, biological process: signal transduction; regulation of meiotic cell cycle; regulation of gene expression. The transcript is spliced from 10 exons. The record is from RefSeq and is a predicted model, not a curated record.
UUCACAUUCGUUCCUCGCUUUGAGUCUCCCGCGCAGAAGUUUCAUUUAAGCUGAAGUUGAAUUGAAAAGCCGCUUGCUAUGACUGAUCAGACUGAUACAGCAGAGGCGUUAUUCUCGAGGUAUGAACACCUUGAGCCGCUUGGACACCGGGGAUGUGGAGAGCUCUUUAGGGCCGUGGAUAGCUACCUUAACAAGAUUGUUUCGGUUAAGCUAAUCCAUUUUCAUGAUAAAGAGCACGGUUUUGUAUCUGAUGUCUUGAGGGAAAUCUCUUUGUUGAUGGAAUUGAGGCAUGUCAACAUUGUCAGGCUAAUCGCAGUGGAAACAGUGCCAGGCCAUCGAAACGGCUGUAGACUUAUUAUGGAAUGCGGACAAUGUAACCUUGCCAGUUACAUCAAGGCGCAUAUAUUCGAAGGAAUAAAUCCAGAGAUAGCAAAAAAUUUUCUUAUGCAGAUACUGAAAGGUCUCAACUAUUGUCAUUCAAAAAAAUUUAUGCAUCGAGAUCUGAAUCCCCGCAGUAUACUAAUAGCUGAUGAGGGAGUAAUAAAACUAUCUGAUUUUGGUCUCUCUGUGGCAUGUGAUACUCCAUGUUCAAAAUAUUCUCUCAAGGUUGGAUCUCUUCGGUACAGGGCUCCUGAGUUGUUGCUCGGUCUCCCUCUCCCAUACACUAAUUCAAUUGAUAUAUGGGCUGUCGGAUGUAUUUUUGUGGAACUUGUGACACGAAACCCUCUGUUUACUGGUACUUCAGAAGCUACUGUAAUGGAGAGCAUAAUCAGCAUAUUUGGCAUGCCAACUGAGGCAGAUUUACCGGGAGCAGCAGGAUAUUGUCGCAACAAGUUUGCAAUACAGGAGCCAACCAUUAAAUCCAGGAGACAUCUUGGAAGACUUGUUCCCAGCCUCCCGAAGGAAGGGCUCGAUCUUCUAGAGGAAAUGCUGUGCAUUAAUCCGGAUAAAAGGAUUAGUGCUGCCAAUGCGCUGUUACAUCCAUUUUUCGAAGAAUUCGGAUUGAAACCCAAAGAACUCCUGCUACAGGAAUAAGCUGAAUAUCCUUUGCGCCAUUAUCCGAAAAUCCGAAUGCAAGCUUCAACCACAAGGUACUAACAGGCAUGAACCUAACCCUCUAUGUGAUCUUUGAUGUCUUUUUUGAUCUCUUUCUUAGGUUCUUACAAUGAUUCCUACAUGUUAUGAACUCUUUCUGAAUUUGGAAUCUUGACAAGGUGAAAAUCCUCCAAGUUUAAAAGCAGUAAAAUCAGGCGAACCUAAUACCCUGCAAAUCAGGCCUGACGGGAAUAGGCGAUCAUGUGUGGCAGGUGACCUGAGGCGUCGGGGGUUCAUACGGUCACAAAUCCAAUCCCUACACCACCAGACCAUCCCUUACGAGACGAAAUUUAGGAUGUGUUUUGGUUGUAUAUUGGGUGGUGUAGUUGGAAGUUUGAUUCUAAUGUAAAAUACAACGGUGUUUGAUUGUAAGUUAAAUUAUGAUAAAAUAUGUAUUUUGUAUAGAAUAAAAUUAAAUAUGUUUUGAAUGUUGUAAAAAAUAUAUAAUAUAUAUGUA